UGGCCGAAAGCAUUCACCUGGCUCACGAGCCGGUCUUCUUGUUCUGAAGUUUCGUUAAAAGCCUGAAAUCCGUAGAAAAUCGUCCGGAAUUUUGAAGUUUAGAAUUUUAGACUUUGUGAUUCUGUAGUGUUCAAAUGUUUGGAGCUAUCUGCAGUUCAGAACAAGUUCUUAAACAAGGAUAGUUAGGCAGAUGGCAGAACAGACAGUGCUCCACGGCUAAGCCUGUGAGAUUGUUCCUCCUGGUGCGAGUACAUCAACGACGACGACCACGACGACGACGGGCGACAACGUCGUCCUCUUCCAAGAGAGAGGCAGGGCACGCUUAUCAGCAUGGCCUCGAGCUCCAGCCCUUCGGCCGAGAUCCUCAUGUACAAGGGCAAACGCGGCGCAGCCUCUUACAUCCACGCCGAGUGCAGCAAGCCAGGCCUGGACGGCGGCGGCGGUACUCAGCACCUCAACGAGCUGCUGGAUAUCCUGCUGAAUCCCAGUAAGGCUAUCGACGACUGGGAAACCAUCGACUGGUGCAAGUGGUUGAUGGCUGGUGGCCGCACGCCUGAUGAGUUCGCCAGCACAGUACGUAUUUAUGACAAUGCUACUACAUGUGGAUUAGUUUGGACGCCAAAUUUUGUUGCCUAUCGCUGUCGUACAUGCGGCAUAUCACCAUGCAUGUCCCUGUGCACUGAAUGCUUCAAAAAAGGCAAUCACCAUCGCCAUGACUUCAACAUGUUUCUUAGCCAAGCAGGAGGUGCAUGCGACUGUGGCGAUACAUCUGUGAUGAAGGAGACUGGAUUUUGUGAUAAGCACGGGCCAAAGGCUGCUGUAAAUAAAUCAGCUGCACCGUCGGAUCUCAUGUGCGUGGCUGAAGCGAUGAUGCCCAGAAUUAUUCUUCGGCUCAUACAGCAUUUACGCGAAAAUUGUAAAAUGGGUGUGCCAGACUAUAGAGGUGCUAUACAUGAGGCUGACGGAUACUUGAGCAUGCUACUCGACUUGAACAACAUGGGUGCCCUUAUGAGGCACGUUAUGACGUCAGCCCUUACAAAUCCACAGAAGUAUCGUGGUCUCAUGGAUCCAUCUAUCUUAACGGGACAAUCGGAAUACGAUAGUUAUUGCCAAGAUAGCAAUAAAAUAUACCAACAUGCCGUAAAGUCUCUACCAAAUCCAGAACCUCCUGAUGAAUACAAAGAAUGCGUGUCACUUCAAGAACACUUGGAGCAUACCACAUUCCUGGAGGAACUGAUGUUCUGGACUGUCGCCUACGAGUUUCCGCAGAAAUUGGUCUGUCUAUUACUGAACAUGCUGCCGGAUCCCGAUUACAAGGAGGCUUUAACACGCGCGUUUGUCUUACACUACAGUAGAAUCUCAAUGAUGCUUGAACGUUCAACAGAUCCUGAUACGCUGAGCAAUAGAGUAGUACAUGUUAGCGUACAGCUGUUUAGUAAUGAAAGCCUAGCAUUAAGGAUGGUUGAUCAGUUAAAGCUGUUACAUGUAAUGGUUAUCAGUUUGAAAUACAUGAUGAGCAAAAUACUCAUUCAAAAUACUUUGCACGAUCCAGACAAAAACUUUCAUUACGUCGUGGAUUGCGGACGUCAAGUGAUGAAAGAGCAUUGUUAUUGGCCAUUAGUUUCUGAUUUGAACAAUGUACUGUCGCAUAAACCAGUCGCUGUCAGAUUUAUGAGUGAUAAUACUCUUCUAGAAAUGUGGUUUGAUUUCCUGUCUAUGUUUCAAGGUAUGAAUGUGAAUCAACGGGAGUUGAGUCAGCACGUCGAAUUUGAACCUAACACAUACUAUGCAGCGUUCAGUGCUGAAUUAGAAGCUAGUGCAUAUCCAAUGUGGGCAUUAGUUUCGCAUCUUCGUGGUCCUGAGAGUUCUACUCUUAGUCGUAGAGUACUUACAUUUUGUUUAACAGCUUUGCAAGAUUGGUUAGAUGCCGUCAAUUACACACAGCCGAAUGUGAGUGACAGUCUACAAAUAUCGUUUCAUCUGCCGCUUCACCGAUACUUCGCAGUAUUCAUGUGUCAAGCGAUCAGACAACAGGGAGCAUCUCUCCAUGACCUGCUACCACCCAAGGAUAUGCUGCAUCUUCUCAUGAUGCAUCCGUUGCGGGUGCAGGUCGCUUUCUACGAGAUUUUAAACGGGCUAUGGGUUCGUAAUGGCUUACAAAUCAAAGGCCAGGCCAUGACUUACAUCCAGUGCAACUUUUGCAACUCCAUGGUUGACGCGGAUCUGUAUCUGUUGCAAAUUUGCGCUACGAAAUUACCGGCUGAUGUCUUUCUCAAGACCGUCAUCGAAAAAUUCCAUGUGAGAGAAUGGAUGACUCUUUGCCCCUAUCAAGUACCACAGAACGAAUAUCUGGAUGGUGAGCCUAGUACACCCAUGUUAGAGAGCUGUCUAACAUUUUUAGCUACGCUAAUCAACGUGAGAACAAAUCUUGGUUUAUCGGAUGCCGAAAUGUCUUGCCUGGAGAUGGUAACUCUGUUGUGUAUGGGCGAUAAGACGCACAGCCAAUUAAUGGAGUUGAUGCCAGAACGGUGUGGAACCACUCAGAACAGAGACUUCGAAUCUGUCCUUGCUGAUGUGGCGCAAUACAGGGCUCCAAAUCUUGAAGCGAGUGGAAAUAUGCAGCAGGGAAUGUACGGACCGAAACCUCAUGUGUGGGAUGAGUUAUUCGAUCCUUUACAUGUAUUGUUACGAGCGGUGCAUAGAAGAGACUUCCAGAUAUCGAUGGAUCGUUUCACAGAAUACGUAAAGCAAUCGGGUAAACUAAAGAGCGGUGCAACGCCUUGGCCCCCAUUCAGACAUCCUGCUCCAGUAUCGUCGGACUAUGACGAUCCUCGGAUAGUCUUGCGUACUCGAGUCUUUCACACUAUGAUCCUGAUAAUACUCUACAAGGCUGUGCACGGACAGAAUAUGUCAGAACAUGUUAUGGCGUUAGCCAUUUAUCUGUUGGAGAUGGCGGUGAUCACCGCAGAAACACCGGAUAAAUCUAUAAAUCCUUUAUGUCAGUACACCGGUGGCAGCUUUCGCAUAAUAAAAGACAUGGAUCUAGCUGGUUGGUACGAGAACGAUAGCUUGUCCGAGAAUCUGAGAACAGUAAUACCGCGAAUAAAUCUAGUCCAAGAAUCUAAGCCCGAUUGUAGUAGUUCAGACAGUGAAUUCGAGUGGGAGAUUCAGGGGGAGAUGAGCGAAGUAGCAACGUCUCUGAUGCUGAACGACAGCAUUGUAGAGGAUGGCGCGGAGGAAGGUUCAUUGGAACUGUUGGGACUACCAUCCGUGGACUCGGUGAGGCACGACAACGGUUCGUCCAACGCGAACGCUGCGUCUCUACCAGCCUUACCGUCGUCGGCCGCGACGUCCACUACAUCUUUGCCGGCUUUGCCAUCAGUUGCAAGCGCCGUCUCCCUACCAGCUCUACCGUCGACUGCGAUAGCUACGUCUCUACCGGCUCUACCACCAGCUAACACGGAAUAUGGCGUAGCUAUUGUACCUGAAGACGCAAUCGUCGCUAUACCGCCUGGCGAAGACGAACUGCUACCUCUGCAGAGAGCUUUGCCGCCGUCCGUAGAGGAUUCCAUAAUUCUUGCCAUCGAGUCGCCUCGUUCACCAAACCGUACAGUCGGCGGUCAGCCUGCGUUACCACCCGUACCUCAGCGUCCAGCGGUGAUGGCCGGAAAUGAGAUAAUGGCAGCAACACGGUCGGCAUUGUUUCGUCCCAGAACAUCCUCGUACAGAACUAUAGAAAUUAUUCCAUCCACGUCGAGUUCUCAUAAACAUUUCAAGAGGAGAGAACCGCCAAUUGGAUCGGUUAUGCAACCGCAGUCUGUGAAAGUAGGAGAAAGCAUAAUUUCUCUACUGUUGAAGUUACACUCUCAGCUAUCGGGCGUAGCUGAUAGCUACAAUCCCGAAUUGAACGUCACGUCGGACAAUGAAGCGGGCAGCAGCAGUUCGACUGCAUCGUCGCCGUCUUCAUCAUCAUCGACGAGCAGCGAACCGAGAAUCGGCGAUGGACCGUUCUUCAUAGCGCAAUUACUUAGGAAAAUAUCGAGUUUGGAUCCCAUGUGCAAACAAUCGAUCAUCGAAACCAGAAACAAACUAUGGCCCCGCAUGCAGGAAUGCGAGGGGGAUGAGCAGCGUGAAAGGGAACAUCGUGAACGGGAAGAACGACGGCGAAGGGCAAAGGAGAGGCAACAAAAGCUCAUGGCGGAAUUCGCCAACAAGCAAAAGCAAUUCAUGGAAAAAGCGAUGAAGUCCGACGAAGCGGGUGCAUCAGCGAUGGAUUGGGAGCAGGAGGAGAACGCGACUAAAUUAACGAGUAAAAAGGAAUACGAUUGUGUGAUAUGCAAUCAAACUACUCCCAGCAGCGAGGAUAAGCCAAUGGGACUUGUUGUAUUAGUUCAAGCAACUAGCAUUAUUGGCCACGAGCGACAACAGUCGGACAGGCUAGUUCUUCCCACGUCCGACGAGGAUCCGCCUAUACCAAAAGGAGACACCCGCGGUGCCUACUUCGACCGUCGAAUGGAGGAAAUGAGUCGUCAUUUUGACGCAGUAAGUGGAAACUUUGACGCAGUAAGUGGAAAUUUUGACACAUUUUCGUGCCUGCUAUCGGUAAACCUGGGUUGGGAGGGUGGUGUUCACGUGCAAACGUGCGGUCACCACCUGCACUUGGACUGCUUGAAGUCUUAUCUGCAGUCGCUACGUAGUCAACAGAGGCAGCAAAGUUUGGCGGUGGAUCGAGGUGAAUACUUCUGUCCAUUAUGCCGGCAACUGGCUAACUCUGUACUGCCGCUCUCGCCGCAAUUAGGCGAAUGUGCAGCAGUAGUGCGGUCUCGUCAUGCCUCCACAGUCACUAUAUUGUCGGAGCUAAAUAAUUUCCUGAAGGAGGCGCAACGAAAUCCGAUCUCUUCAAAUUUGGCUGUUGCAAUGGGGAAGGCUAUGGAAGAUAUGACGACUUGCACAUAUUUAAAGUAUAAGCAAAAGAACUCUCCUCCUAGUCACCAAAGCUUGUUCCUCUUCGUAAUUUCCGUAGCGCGAACUAACUUCGAGAUCGAACUCGUACAACGUGGCGGUUCGUUAUGCGCUCCGCCGCCCACCACGAUACCUCUGACGCCUAAACGCGAUUGCAUAGUCGCGCUUCUUCAUGUCCUCGCGAUGCACGCCCGAGUGUUGACGACAUGGCCGGUACAUCACACGUGGCAACAGUUGUCUGGCAUGCCGCCAGAACCAGUGCCCUCGCUUGCUUUGACACCACACGAGAAAGAGGUCCCGCUCCUUCUUAAGGAUCCGACUGCUCUUCUUAUACAGUUUAUACUACUGCUGCCGUUGCAUCUAGAUCAAACAUACUUCUCCAGCGUGGUAAAAGUUAUCUAUAACUUGCUGUAUUAUCAAGUGAUACUGCAGAUAAGCUGUAACUUCUCGCAAGCCGAGCGAAACACGAUCCUAAAGAGGAGCCGUUGCGGCUCAGCCACGUCCUCAGAGGCGAUACUAGCCAAGAUUAUUGAAUAUUUUGAUGAAAGUGAGCUUUAUUCCGACGACGACAGCGAGCUUUAUUCCGACGACGACAGCGAAGUCUCCUCCGACGACAAUGCUUGCAAACCAUCCACGUCAUCUGCCUCGUACGCGAGAGUGAAGACACAUUGUGUUGAGCAGCAGAUCCAAUCUCUUUGCCUGCCGUUCCUACGGCUGGCUUCGCUAUUACGUUAUCACUUGUACGAACAACCGUUGCCGCUCAUCAGGACGCCGCAAAGCGAAUUCGUACGAUUGGUAUAUUAUUUGGAGUUGGUAACGGAAGGCAUGGACUGGGACAGUUUCAACUCCACGGUAGCGCUCAACUGGCAGGACAAUGAAGCGAGCGUCUCGGUGCCGCAGUUGUGGUGUGACCAGCUGCUGGCGUUCGUCAAUCGAUUCGUGAAGCUAGCUGAGCCAGCCAGGAGUUUGAUUGUGGAGCAACAUAUAUCGUGGCAGAUGCCGAAACUGCUCAGUUUGCCGAGGGAAUACGAGAAAAUCUUCACUUACUAUCACGAACGACAUUGUGGUAAUUGUAAGUCGAUACCCCAGGAGAUUAGUAUCUGUUUGUUGUGCGGCACUAUUGUCUGUCUCAAGCAGAAUUGCUGCAAACAGGUGAACGUAUAUGAGGCUAUCCAGCAUUCGAUUGAUUGCGGAGGAGGAACCGGCAUAUAUCUCGUGGUGACCUCAACUUAUAUCAUUGUGAUACGAGGUAGACGGGCGUGUUUGUGGGGAUCUUUAUACCUCGAUGACUUCGAAGAGGAGGACAGAGAUCUGAAACGUGGAAAGCCGCUGUACCUUAGUCAAGACAGGUAUCAAUUGUUAGAGCAACAGUGGUUAGCGCACCGAUUUGAUCAUACAAAGAAGACAUGGGUGUGGCAUCGUGAUGCUCUGUGACCCCUCAUAACAUCAUUGCACGCAGAUCGCUCGUAAUAAUUUUCUACAUCAAAACUCGACUCUCGCUCGCUCACCCGCUCGCUCGCUCGCUCGCUCGCUCGCGUCUGUAAAGGUUCCCAACUCCAGUUUUAUCUCUCACGCAAGCAAAAGAAAAAUGCCUCGCCCGCAGUAACACAGCGCUUUUAGAUCAAA
Molecule: messenger RNA, 6588 nt
Organism: Harpegnathos saltator (Jerdon's jumping ant)
Lineage: Eukaryota; Metazoa; Arthropoda; Insecta; Hymenoptera; Formicidae
Gene: Ubr3
Product: Ubr3 ubiquitin ligase
Exons: 30
Coding region: 331-6396 (2021 amino acids)
Biological process (GO): ubiquitin-dependent protein catabolic process via the N-end rule pathway; protein ubiquitination
Cellular component (GO): ubiquitin ligase complex; cytoplasm
Molecular function (GO): ubiquitin protein ligase activity; zinc ion binding
Source: RefSeq, a predicted model, not a curated record